CACAAAAAGAUAAACCGAAAGGAAGUCUAAUUCAGAAGUGAAAAUCUCCCAUAUAUUAAUCUUUGUUUAGUUUGAAAACGUUCUUCACCAAGAUGCCGCCUGUGUAUAAAAGCCUCGCCGUUGUAGCUGUAGCAGCGAUGCUCUUGUGCAGUUUGGCUGAUGCAGAUACCUUUCCCGUUGGUGGUUCUUCCGGCUGGAGUUUUGACAUGGGCGGCUGGCCAAAUGGAAAAACUUUCAAUGCCGGCGAUAUUAUCGUGUUUAAUUACGAUCCAGCAGUACACAACGUGGUAAUUGUGACCAAGGAAAAUUAUGACUCAUGCACGCCAGUUGGGACUACGCUAAAUUCAGGACAUGAUCAAGUUACAUUAAGCAGUGGGACCAGCUAUUACAUUUGUGGCAUUCCUGGUCAUUGCGAUGCUGGCCAAAAAGUUACUGUCACUACUGUGUAAUUUUUCAUGGCUAGGAUAUACCGUAUGUGUACGACAAAAAAGGUUCAAAACCAUAUUUAUUUAUUUGAAUAACAAAAAUUACAGAUUAAAUACUUUGGACUUUAUUCAAUUUUUAAAUAUCAUCGAUCAGAUCUAUGGUUUUGUUUGGU
Cuscuta epithymum is the source of this 598-nucleotide messenger RNA. NCBI's taxonomy places the organism in Eukaryota, Viridiplantae, Streptophyta, Magnoliopsida, Solanales, Convolvulaceae. The record is from the annotation of a GenBank genome assembly.